Molecule: messenger RNA, 4331 nt
Organism: Actinia tenebrosa (Australian red waratah sea anemone)
Lineage: Eukaryota; Metazoa; Cnidaria; Anthozoa; Actiniaria; Actiniidae
Source: RefSeq, a predicted model, not a curated record
ACGUAGCACUGAGUCGGAUGAGUUGGUAAAGAGUUGUGUUCCACGUUGGUACAGUCGUCGAAGGUUCUCCCAGAAAGAGUGGUAUAUCCGACACUGAGUUCCGGCAAAAUGAGAGAAUUAAUUCUGCUAUUCUGCCUGGCUUUUGCUUCUAUCUACAAACCCAUACAAGGAUCCAGUGGAGCCAAUUGUCCAGUGAAAACAAGGAAUCGUGGAUGCUGUGUGUUCCCAUUCGUGUACAAGGGGGUAACGUAUAAUCAGUGUAUCAAGGGUCACUCGGUAUGGUGCUCACAGACCCCAAACUACGAUAAAGAUGGCAAAUGGGACUACUGUGUUGGUCUUGAGGGUAAGAUAACAGCAGACGACAAAGCCUGGGUGUACGGUAAUGGACAGUAUAUGGGCAACGAUAAUGACAGAUGGAACGUUAUUAAAAGUUACAUGUUUGGCACUGACAUCGAAGUGGUUGCAAUCCUCGUCAAGAACACAGGAGGCCCAUCAGGACUUAUGGCAACCUUCAGCAAUGGAAUCCGAACAGACUCUUCCUGGAAAUGUACCACCACUACUUACAAAAAUUGGCAUACCACAAACUUCGACGACAGUUCCUGGCCACAUGCAGUGGAACAUGCACUCAACGGUUACACGGUCAGGGACAUUCCCAGAGAUGUCAGGUGGAUUGGUGUGCGUGAUCCUAACGCUAAGCAGUUUUAUUGCAGGCGCAGGAUAUCAGUCAAACCUCAGCUGCCGCCAUCGAGCCCAGCUUGCAAUGAAGCGUUAGGUCUGGAAAGCGGAUGGAUAGAGAACUCAGCCGUCACUGCCUCGUCCAACUGGGACGCACAACACAUGGCUUGGAGGGCACGUCUGAACAUCGAGAAACAAGGCAGCUUCACUGGAGGCUGGAGUGCAAGGACUAAUAAUGUCAACCAAUGGAUACAGGUGGAUUUUGGUCGUUCUACUCGCGUAACAGCCGUGGCAACCCAGGGUCGUCAAGACUCAGAUCAGUGGGUGACCAGAUACACCUUGUCAUAUGGUAACAACCCAAAUGAUUUGUCAUCCUACAGGGUCAAUGGAUACACUAAGCAAUUUAAUGGCAACACGAACAGAAACACAGUCGUGAAGCAUACACUGUCACCAGCAGCUGAGGGUCGAUACAUACGACUUCACCCCAAAGCGUGGAAAGGCCAUAUAUCAAUGAGAAUGGAAUUCUAUGGAUGUUACAUGGCUUGCAAGGUCGAUAUUGGUAUUCUCAUGGACGAGUCUGGCAGCGUCAGCCCUGAGGACUGGGUUAGAGAAAAGAAUUUCGUCAAAGAUCUGUCYGAUCACUUCGAGUUCGGUCAAAAAGCCGCACAGAUCGGUGUCAUCUCGUUCAGCACCAGAGCAAAUAUGGAUAUCCAACUCAACAGCAACAACAAUGGAAACUCCUUCAAAAAGGCUGUAGAUAGGAUACGCCAAGCUCGUGGUUGGACGUACACAGCCACAGCCUUGAAUCUCGCAUACAACCAACUCUUCCAUUCAUCUAAAGGCGCAAGAUCUAAUGUUGCCAAGGUUUUAAUCGUAAUCACAGACGGCUUCACCACAAGUGGAAAGGAAAGUCUUAGAGCUCCAACAAAGCGUCUCAAAGAUUCUUCAGUGAACAUCAUCUCAAUAGGUGUAGGGAGUAAAAUCAACAAGGCUGAGCUGGAGCUAAUGGCGACUACCCCGAUCAACUCCCAUGUGUUUUAUGUCACUCAAAUGGAACAGCUCAAGGAUUUGAUUAGUUCUAUCACGACCUCGUCCUGUUCUUCGUUCACUUGCAGAUACGUGACAUGUGACUAUGGAACGUGGGGAGCCUGGUCCAAGUCAUGUGGUCAAGGCAUGACACGCAUUCGAAAGUUGAGCAAGACUAACUGGCACACGACAGAGAAACAGGGUGGAUGUGCUGGAAUGAAACAGACGUGUGAUGCACAGGUCACAGAAACCAAGAAUGACAACUGUCCAUGUCGUUACGUGUCAUGUUCGUGGAACCAAUGGGGUGCAUGGUCAGCCACAUGUGGUAAAAUGACAAGAAUUCGUACCAGUAAAGUCACGCAACACACCGUCACGCGACCAAACUGUGACGGUCUCCAAACUACUUGCCCUUCUCCUGAAUCAAAGAGCAUUUAUAUMUCAUGCUGUAAGGCUGAGGUGGGCAUCAUGUUGGACGAGUCAGGUAGUGUCAUUGACGAAGACUUUAAGCGAGAGAAGGACUUCGUCAACGCUAUGGCAAAUGGCUUCGGCAACUAUGGUCCAGAUGGUAUUCAAAUGGGUGUGAUAACGUUCAGUACAGGCGCUGCUGUCGAUAUCAAGUUGAACCAGUACAGGAAUAAACAAGACUUUGUUAACGCCGUUAACCGUAUUGUGCAAUUCCGAGGAUGGACCUACACCAAUAAGGCUCUUGAUCUUGCUCGUACCCAUCUCUUCAAGCCUGGCAACGGGGUACGAAAGGGCGUUACCAAGGUUCUCGUCAUUAUCACAGAUGGAGUCAGUACACCGGGAAUAGCCAGCCUUAAAGAGCCAGUCAGAUUGCUCAAAGAAAGUCACGUGAACAUUUUCACGAUAGGCAUUGGUCGGCGUAUUAACAAACGGGAGCUUGAUUUGAUGGCGUCUCUUCCUACAGAAUCCCACGUCUUCCAAGUAGCCAGCAUGUCUGAGCUUCCAAAGCUACUACAAAGAAUCAGUGACUCAUCUUGUCAAGCUUUUACCUGUAAAUACGUGACUUGCGACUACGCUCCUUGGUCAGCCUGGUCAGCGUCGUGUGGUAAGGGCAUGCGUCGUACACAAAGACUCGUCAAAGUUAACCAGCAUACAAAGCAACAACAGGGCGGUUGCUCAGGCCUGCAAACCACGUGCGAAGCAACUAAAACCGAGAGCAAGGAUAUGAAGUGUCAGUGUCGUUACGUCGAGUGUUCGUGGAAGCCGUGGGGUGAGUGGUCAGCUACGUGUGGGACGGCGACAAGAAGACGUGAGAGUCUGGUGACUGUUCACGUGACUGACAGGCUGUCUUGUAGCGGGCUGCAAACGACAUGCCCUGCCCCUGAAGUAGUGACAAGGACAACCAACUGUCCAUGUAAAGGAAUCUCAUGCACGUGGAACGUGUGGAGCAUGUGGUCAGCUACGUGUGGUCGCGCGCAACGACGACGAACAAUCAAAUCCACGCCCAUCAUCCAGAACCUGCCUGACUGCUCUAAAGUCCCACAGACAUGCAGCCAGAGACCAGAGAUAGAAACAAGGACUACAAACUGUGUGUGUGCGUACGUGGAGUGUGUAUGGAAUCCUUACUCUGCGUGGUCUGCAACUUGCGGAGUCGUGACAAGAACAAGGACCAUCAAGACUAUCAGGAAGACCAUCAAUAAACCCGACUGCAGUGGCUUAAAACAGGAAUGCACUGAGAAGCCUCAGACUGAAAGACGAGAAGUCAAAUGCACCUGUAAGUUUGUCAAGUGUACACAGAACCCGUGGACUGACUGGUCUGCUACGUGUGGAAAAGCAACGAGACAGAGAACAUGGAAGACAACACAAGUAACAGAAAAUAGACUGACCUGUGACAACCUGCCACAAUCCUGCCCUGCACCAGAGGUGGAGAAUCGUGAGACCAAAUGCACCUGUAAGUUUGUCAAGUGUACGAAGAACCCGUGGACAGACUGGUCUGCUACUUGUGGGAAAGCAACGAGACAGAGAACAUGGAAGACUACCCAAGUGACUGAGGACAGACUUAACUGCGACAAUCUACCACAAUCCUGUCCAACCAAACCAGAGGUGGAGAGUCGCGAGACCAUGUGUUCGUGCAAGACCGUCGACUGUGUGCCAGGGGCAUGGGGUGAUUGGUCAAAUGACUGCGGUGAUGUUACAAGGCGUAGGAACAUCACCGAAACGGCUAAAGUUGUGCAGCAGUUGAGCUGUCAUGGGUUACCACAGAAGUGUGCAAAUACAUUCGAGGAAGAAAAUAAGACACUCCCAGAUGCAUGUCAGGAAUGUUUCACCGUCCUGUGCUACUAUAGUGCCUGGCAGCCAUGGUCUGCAACUUGUGGACCAGCAACCAGAAGAAGAUACCAGAUAAUAGAUGAAAUUGAAGUGCUUAGGAAGUCCUGCGAGAAACUUCCAUUGGAGUGUACUGGGGACCAGCAACAGACGCAGACAAGGGACACGCCUCCUUGUCCUACUACACCAACACCGAAACCCUGAACAUCAGGUGAAAACUAUCCAGUACAGACUACAUGGGCAUACACUGCCAUGGCUUAGUACAUAGAAUAAACAAUAGAUAUAAACAAGAUAGAGGGGUACAGGUGGUGCUGGUACGCAAGGGGGGCGGGGUACGCAAG